AUGUCAGAUUCUCAAAUCUCAUCAACAAUCCUUGACCUCUUAUCAGGCUCUAUCGACAAAGCAAACAUCGAAGAAACGCUUUUAAAGCUGAACUCUACCACAGAUUUCGGCUCCCUCGAAGUUUCUAUGUAUAUCAGUUACGGUUCUUCAAGUCAAAUAUCUGCCUUUACAUCUCGCGUUAUUGAGGUUAUUCAAUCGUUUAUUGAUAAUUCUGAGCUUACUGCAGCAUCAAAAGUUUCAGAAAAUUUCAUAGAAUUUCUAACAAAAUACAAUUUAUUGACUCCAGAGAUCAGUAUUGAAAUAAAGCUUUUGAUUGGGGAGGUUGCUAAGUGUGAGGGUAAGCUUGAAAUAUUGAAAAAAUGUUACCAAGAGGCUUUACUCUCUAAAAGUAGCUAUAAUAAUAGGAAAAUAUAUUUUCAAUAAAUAAACAAACAAUUUUUUAUUUUUACUAUUUUUAUCUAUAAAUUAAAUAAAAUAACUUCUAUAUGCAAAGAAUCCAUUUAAAUAGGUCAAGUUUAGCACUUGCCAAGGAAAACUCAAGUUGCAGGGUAAAAAUCCCUGAAAUUUAUUUAAGAGUAUGCACAUUAUACCUUGAAAAUGAUAAUACCGAAAAAGCUAUCAAAAAGGCUAAAAAAUCAGUUUCACUCGCCGAGCAUUUGCUAAAUAUUGAAACUAACAAUAAAAACAAAAUUGUCCAGUAUUUAGUCGACGGAGCCAGCAUUUUAUGUGUGAUAUUUUUACAUCAAAAUAUUACAGACCAAGCAGAAGAGUGAUAUAACUAUAUAAAAAAACUGCAAGAGAAAUAUGAAAUAAAUGAAGCAAAUUGUCAAUAUUUAGCCUUUAUUAAGUCACAAUUUGACGAAGAGCUUGCUACAAGAACAACUGAAGAAAAAUCAUCAGUUCGGAGUAAAAAAAAACAAGCAAAAAAGGAUGCAUUAAAAACUGUCAGACUUCCUGGGCUGAAACCUACAAAUUUAAAUAAAACUGAGAUUUUGAUAAAAAAUUCUCCUGAAAAGCUAAUAAGAGAUAAUUUUGUCCCACAAGAAAAUCCAUUUAUAAGAAAAAAUUUAAAGCUUGAUAAGCAGCAGAAAAAUUUAUUGAUGCCAAUAGACAAUGGAGUAGCAAUAAAGCCAAAAAAUGAAGGAAAUCCAGCUUUAAAGUACUUAAAUGAUCCAAAAAUUAACCAUGCAAGAAGAAAUAGCAUUGAGACGAUCAGUCCAUUACCUCAUUCAAAAGAAGAGACCUUAAAAUCAGCAAGACCGUCUCAUAGUAUAAUGACUCAAUUUGAAAAAGCAAAAGAAGAGGGCAAUAAAACUGAAAUUUAUAGUAAAGAAGAAGCAAAAGCUAUAGAAAAGCCAGAAGAAAUAUUGUCUGGAACAUUAAAAAUCGAAAAAUUAUUGAAUAAUCAGGAAUUUGAUACAAAUGAAAAUCACCCUGCAGUUGUAAGCUCAAAAAAUGAGACUCAAAGCAAAAAUAAUAUAGAUACAUCUCCAGAAGUUUCUAAUAAAAAUGAAAAAAUAACUGAUCUCCCAAAUGGUCAAGAAGUUCUCAAAGCAAGACGUUUAAUACACAAAAUUUCUAUACAAACUAACCAUGAAGUCACUAAAGAAGUACCUCAAAACAGCCCUCAAUCCAGCUUACACACUGACAACUCAGGAUUCAUAGACAAAAAGCCUCAAAAAGGCAAAAAUUCCCCGAAAUCUUCAAAGCAAAAAUCUGAGCCUCAAAGUCCAUGAAAAAUUCGGAAAAAUUCCAGGAAAAAAACAUUAGCCUCCACUCCAAAGCCAAGAGAUGAAACUCCUAGUUUUCAACAGUCCAAAAAAAGCACAAAAAAGUUUUCAAACCCUCCGCGGUCAGUUUCUCCUACAAAAGACCCAUUAAUCCCUAAAGAAGCUACGAUCCACAAUCUUAUUUCCAAUGGCCAGUCUCCAUUAGAAAGAGAAAGCACAGGAAUUUCAGAAAGAAAAGUUGGAAUUUCUAAUAUAGCAAGGCCGCAAAAUACGACUCCGAUGAAGUCAAAGGCAACUUAUCAGAUGAAUAUAGCAGAAAUUCGCACUGCUGACACCUCAGAAGUCCUGCAAGAAUCUAAAGUUCACCAUCAAAAAACUGAAGAAAACGUAAAACCUAGAAAUUCCUCCCCAAGAUGCGGAGACAUAACUAAAGCUCUUUUAGUGAUCCAGAGUGCUAUACGGCGAUAUAAAGAAUACAAACGAUAUAAGGGCCGAAAAAUCCAAAAUCAGCUUCUAAAAGAGUAUAUUGCUUUUGGAAAAAAAGAAAUUGACGGCGUUUUGCAUUUCGUGACAGUUACACAGGAUGGUUUCCACCAAAAAGCUUUAAAGCAGCUAGGCGGACUUCAAGGUGGCAAGUUCACCAAAUCCAAUGUAAUUGUAGAUGCCUUUCCAUUAGUAUCUGGCAUUGCCAAGCCAAAAUGCAGCUGCUACUCAGAAAAUGAAAUUUGUGAGCUGCUUUCUGUGUGGAAACUUGACGAGCUUGUAGGAAUUUACCAAAUAAUGCUUAUUGAGCUUGUUACGAUAAAAUAUGGGUUCGUGGUGUUAAAGGCUGCACAAGAAAGAGAAGAAGCGAGAAGGAGACUUCUUUAUAGAGGAAGAAGCAAGCUGAGAUCAAAUAGCUAUUAUUUUAUCAAGAUUUAUGAGCUGGAUUAUGGCGGAAAAGAAGAAAUCCUUAUUGUAGCUGUAAAUCCUCAGGAGACUAAAAGUCUGAAAAUCAAGCCUGAUGAGCUGAUUGAGAUUUUGAAAGUAAAAAAAAGAGAAAUGCUGCAAGAAAGACUUCCUCAAGUACUAGAAUUGCUUUAUCUGAAUCAAGGUCAGCUUUGCAUAGCUUCGGAAAAUUAA
Molecule: messenger RNA, 2852 nt
Organism: Blepharisma stoltei
Lineage: Eukaryota; Ciliophora; Heterotrichea; Heterotrichida; Blepharismidae
Source: the annotation of a GenBank genome assembly